UCUUUUCCCAUCAUACAAUCCAACCAAUUCUCUUCUCUUUCUCCUCCUCCAUUUCAUCAUCAUCACCAUCAUUUUGUUUCAGAGCCGCCAUGGGAACUGCAACUUUCAUUGAUAUUUUGUUAGCAAUUCUGCUGCCACCAUUGGGAGUUUUUCUCAGGUAUGAAUGCCAAAGUGAAUUCUGGAUCUGCUUGGUGCUGACCAUUUUGGGGUACCUCCCUGGUAUAAUAUAUGCACUCUAUGUACUCACCAAGUGACAGGAUGGAUGAGUGAUUAUGUGUAGUUUUGGGAGUUUCAUUGUCUUGGUGUAUGAAUUUAAGAGGAUGAUGGACUUGGGUUGUUUAGGUUAUUGGAUAUUUUUUGAAUCAAUUAGACCUGAUUUGGUUAUCUGAUGAUGUACAAAACUAUUUGACCUUUUUCUUUCAGUAUAAAUAAAGCAUGUAACAUUUUGACAUA
Cryptomeria japonica (Japanese cedar) is the source of this 453-nucleotide messenger RNA. RefSeq names its product hydrophobic protein RCI2A. The record is from RefSeq and is a predicted model, not a curated record. Gene Ontology annotation, cellular component: membrane. Bases 90 to 254 code for a protein of 54 amino acids. The transcript has 2 exons. Lineage: Eukaryota; Viridiplantae; Streptophyta; Pinopsida; Cupressales; Cupressaceae.